UUUAAAUCCAAGAUGGCGGCGCACCACCGACUCUCCGCAACAAUAGAAGUGUGUGUUUGCAACAGUGUCUGGAGGAUAAAUCUGCAAUUCCUGGAGGCACCGGAUCAUCACUGAAAAGUGGGCAACUUUGCUCCUGCAUGGAACACUUCAACUUGCACCUGCAGACACAGCUCCUGUCAAUGAGGAACAAGUGUACAAGAGAAUAUGCUGAUCCGAAGAAGACUGUGAAUUAAUUGCAAAUAUUAGUUGUCUAAGAAUCAGGAUCUUGAUGUGAUUGGUCAUUUUUGCUGUUUUAAGACAGUGAGAGAUCAUUCAAGAAAAGCUGCAAUGUGAACAAAUUAAUUAUCAACACGACUGAAUUAUUUAAAGCACAAUGCGGGUUAGUUUUUGCCAGAUGCUGCUGACUGGGGCAAUAAUGAUUAAUCUAGUUAUUCUUUACUACGUCUCCAGAACUCAGCAGCAAAUGCUGAAACACAAAGUCCCAGGGAAGGCUGCCUCCAGGAAACUAGCAGUUUCAAGAGUCACUGGGAUCACUGUACUUAUACGAGAGUUUGAAGACUUUGAGAAUUGGGUGGUAGGUGUAGCACAGUCUUUCCUGAAGCAAAAGCCAGACCAGCCCAUUGUGGUGGUGGCUGACAAACUACCAUACCCACCUCUAGACCUGCCCAAUAAGCAGAACAUACAGGUAGUGCUAUUGAAGGCAUCUCCAGAUCAGCCAUAUUAUGUCACCAGGCCCGAGUUCUACAUCAACACUGAAUACACCCUUCUGGUGCCUGACGGGGUGCAGUUGGACUCAACCCAACAGCUUGACCAUCUUCUUCAGCAGUUCGAGGCCAACAAAGGAAAGGUUCAGAUGGUGGCAGCUCCUAUUCAGAAUGGGGAAACAUUCCACUGUCUAAACUUGCGUGUUAGUCUUAAGGAAUGGACCGCCGUCUAUCAGCUUUCUCCUGCUCAGGUUUGCGAUGCCAUUGACGGAGAUGCUGUGGUUCUUCUUCGAACUGAGGAUUUGUUCAACUUCUCUCAGCCCAUGGUAAGGCCGCUCAUGACAUCCCUCUUUGUUCAGUCUUCACUGCGUGGCUGGAAGGUGAAGAUGGCAGAGAAUGUGGUGUUCUCAUCAUACCACCGCUCUUUGUUCAUGUCAGCCCAUAACCGUUGGAAAGCAGACAUCAAUACAAAGGCAAGGCUGUCCCAACUCUUCAAAGACUUCGGUGUGAAGCAUGUGGUGCAGCCCAAUGGAAAGGAGCAGUGGUACGGCUGCAACAAAGACACCCCUCGCUGUUUCAGGACGGUGCAUGACGACACGCCUGAGUACCUGUAUGAGAACAGGUGGACCCCACCUUGCUGCCUCAAAGCCUUGCGUGAGACCACCAAGUACGUCAUAAACAUCUUGGAGUCCUCAGGUGUCCGCUACUGGCUGGAGGGCGGAACUCUUCUGGGAGCAGUCCGUCACCAGGACAUCAUUCCAUGGGAUUAUGACGUGGACCUUGGGAUUUACCUGGAUGAUGUUGAAAAUUGUGAAUUUCUAAGGAGCCUGGACUCUGGCUCAGUUGUUGAUGAGAACGGCUACGUGUGGGAAAAGGCAGUGGAAGGUGACUUCUACCGUGUGCAAUACAGCGAAAGCAACCACUUGCAUGUUGACUUGUGGCCUUUCUAUGCCAGAGAAGGAAUCAUGACCAAAAACACGUGGAUGGACCACAAACAGGAUGUGAAUUUCCCUGAGCACUUCCUGAAACCACUGGUCCCCAUGCAGUUUGCUGGAAUAACUGCUCUUGCCCCCAACAAUCACAGGCGCUUCCUGGAGUUGAAGUUUGGAGAGGGGGUCAUCGAAAAUCCUGAGUAUCCAAACCCUGCCAAGAAAAAGUUGGAGAAGAAGGACUAAAUACAGAGGAUAUUAAUUAACAACCAGGACAGUUACUUGAGCAUCUUCUGAUUUUAGAAUCUUUUGAGAUGUGAUUUCCCGGAUAUUUAUUGUUCGACAUUUGUUUCUUCCUCCACAUUUUCUCUCCUGAAGGCACUGCAUCUUCCUGGGGAUAGUUCCAUGAAUUAUGGUAGCAUUAUCUGGUCCUGUUCAAUCUGGGGACUCAGUUAGUGAUUGUGAGUAA
Molecule: messenger RNA, 2102 nt
Organism: Rhincodon typus (whale shark)
Lineage: Eukaryota; Metazoa; Chordata; Chondrichthyes; Orectolobiformes; Rhincodontidae
Gene: fkrp
Product: fukutin related protein
Exons: 3
Coding region: 374-1879 (501 amino acids)
Biological process (GO): protein O-linked glycosylation via mannose
Cellular component (GO): Golgi apparatus
Source: RefSeq, a predicted model, not a curated record